Molecule: messenger RNA, 1863 nt
Organism: Penicillium canariense
Lineage: Eukaryota; Fungi; Ascomycota; Eurotiomycetes; Eurotiales; Aspergillaceae
Product: ATP-binding cassette family ATPase ARB1
Exons: 2
Coding region: 1-1863 (620 amino acids)
Molecular function (GO): ATP binding; ATP hydrolysis activity
Source: RefSeq, a predicted model, not a curated record
AUGGUUUCUGCUUCCAAGGCCGCCCGUUUGGCCAAGCGCGCCGAAGCUGGCGACAAGAAGACCAAGAAGGGCUCGAAGAAGGAUACUCCCGAGGAGCCCGACGUCGAUGCCGAGGGUAAUGCCGUCCCCAAUGACGAUCAGCCCGCCACCACCGAGGCUAAGAUGAAGGACGUGGAGAGGCUCACCGCACAAAUGGACAAGCACGGCCUGUCCGAUCGUGUUACCACCGGUGUGCUUUCGUCCCUGCCUGCAUCCCGCGACGUCAAGAUCACCUCCGCCUCCCUGGUGUUCCACGGAAAGGUCCUCUUCACCGACUCUACCCUCGAACUGAACUUCGGUCGUCGCUACGGUCUGCUCGGCGAGAACGGCUGUGGCAAGUCCACCCUGCUGAAGGCAAUCGCAACCCGCGAGUUCCCCUUCCCCGAGCACAUCGAUCUGUACCUUCUCAAUGAGGGUGCCCCUGCUACCGACAAGGGUGCUCUGGAGUGGGUGGUGAAUGAGGCUCAGGCUCAGCUGGACGCCAUGGAGAAGAAGGCUGAGGAGAUUCUGGAAAACGAGGGCCCUGACAGCCCCAUCCUGGAGGAUCUGUACGACCGCAUGGACAAGAUGGACCCGUCCACCUUCAACGUUCGUGCCUCUCUGAUUCUGACCGGUCUCGGUUUCAACAAGACCACCAUCCACAAGAAGACCAAGGACAUGUCCGGUGGUUGGCGUAUGCGUGUGGCCCUCGCCAAGGCCUUGUUCGUCAAGCCCUCGCUGCUCCUGCUGGACGACCCCACUGCUCACUUGGAUCUCGAGGCCUGUGUGUGGCUGGAGGAGUACCUCAAGAAGUGGGACCGCACCUUCAUCCUGGUCUCCCACUCCAUGGAUUUCCUGAACGGUGUCUGCACCAACAUGAUUGACAUGCGCAUGAAGCAGCUCCUCUACUACGGUGGUAACUACGACUCCUACCACAAGACCCGCUCCGAGCAAGAGGUCAACCAGAUGAAGGCCUACACCAAGCAGCAGGAGGAAAUCUCCCAUAUCAAGAAGUUCAUUGCCUCGGCCGGUACCUACGCCAACUUGGUUCGUCAGGCCAAGUCUCGCCAGAAGAUUCUGGACAAGAUGGAGGCCGAUGGCUUCAUCCAGCCUGUCGUCCCCGACCGUGUCUUCACCUUCCGCUUCGCGGACGUGGAGAAGCUGCCCCCUCCUGUCCUGUCCUUUGACGACGUGAGCUUCUCCUACUCCGGCAACUGGGAGGACACCCUGUAUGAGCAUCUCGACAUGGGUGUUGACAUGGACUCCCGCACCGCCCUGGUUGGCCCCAACGGUGUCGGCAAGUCCACCCUGCUGCGUCUGAUGACCGGCAAGCUGAGCCCCAUCGGUGGUACCGUCAGCCGUCACACUCACUUGAAGCUCGGCGUGUACUCCCAGCACUCCGCCGAGCAGCUCGACCUGACCAAGUCCUCUCUGGAGUUCGUCCGCGACAAAUUCCCCGAGAAAUCCCAAGACUACCAGUACUGGCGCCAGCAGCUGGGCCGCUACGGUCUCUCCGGUGAAUCCCAGACCGCCAUCAUGGGCACCCUGUCCGAGGGCCAGAAGAGCCGUAUCGUCUUCGCCCUGCUCGCCAUCGAGUCCCCCAACAUGAUCCUGCUUGAUGAGCCUACCAACGGCCUGGACAUUCCUACCAUCGACUCCCUGGCUGACGCCAUCAACGCCUACAACGGUGGUGUCGUCGUCGUCUCCCACGACUUCCGUUUGCUGGACAAGAUCGCCAAGGACAUCUUGGUCUGCGAGCACAAGUCCGUCCGCCGCUGGGACGGCACCAUCGGCCAGUACAAGAAGUACCUGCGCGACAAGAUGUUGUCGGCCGGUGCCGUCUAA